GGAGACGAGAUCGAGAUCGCGAGGGCAUCCAAGUUAGUCGACCAGGCAUGGUUGCGCACGAGAGAGGCUGAGCUGAAGAAGGCUGAGGACACAGGAGACGAGAUCGAGAUCGCAGAGGCCCUCUUUAGCGUCAGGGUCGCAGAGCUGAAGGAGGCUGAGGACACAGGAGACGAGAUCGAGAUCGCGAGGGCAUCCAAGUUAGUCAACCAGGCAUGGCUAAGCUUGUCGUCGCGCAAGAGAGAGGCUUAG
Guillardia theta CCMP2712 is the source of this 249-nucleotide messenger RNA. RefSeq lists its product as hypothetical. The annotation marks the transcript as partial. The transcript has a single exon. Lineage: Eukaryota; Cryptophyceae; Pyrenomonadales; Geminigeraceae. The record is from RefSeq and is a predicted model, not a curated record.